This is a messenger RNA of Rotaria sp. Silwood1, 612 nucleotides long. Lineage: Eukaryota; Metazoa; Rotifera; Eurotatoria; Philodinida; Philodinidae. The record is from the annotation of a GenBank genome assembly.
AUGCUAACAAUAUCUUCUUCAUCUUUAACACCAAUAAUUCGUGGAUCAAUUUUUCGUCGUCGUCGUUCAUCAUCAUUAGAUCUUUAUCGUCCACGUACAAUUAUUAUUGAAAAACCAACACCUAGUGCAUCCUAUGGCUUUUCAAUUCAAACAUAUGGUUUUGCUUCAUUAAAUUCUUUAUCAACCGAUGAAUCAGCAUGUUCACUUAUAUCUUCAUCAUCAGAAAGUACAACAAGUCGUAAAUCAUUAACAUCAAAUUCAUUUAGUUCAUCAUCACAAAUAGCACCAAUACAAUUAGUUACAUAUGUUGAUUAUGUACAAGAUAAAAGUCCCGCAUGGGAAGCAGGUUUACGUUCUGGUUCAGUUAUUUUAUCUGUUAAUGAUCAAACAGUUGAAAAUGAUGAUCAUGAAAAAUUAGUUCAACGUAUAACACAAACAUCAACAGCACAAUUGAAAUUAGUUGUUAUACAACAAAAUAUUAAUAAACAAAUAGCAUUAUGUGAACAAUUACAACAGUUACAGAAACAAUUACAUGAAAAAGAAGAAGAAUUAGAAGAAUUAUGUAAACAAGAAAUGACUGGUGAAGAAGAUGUAUCCGUUAAAGGUAAAUGA